UCUCAUAGCGGUGCAAAACACGAAGAAAAUCAGGAACAGAAGACUGGAAUCGCAGAUUCUAGGCAUCGCGAGAGAGCCUUAGGAUGGAGCCACUCACAGAUGUGCCUUUAUUGCCAGGAGAGGAGAGAGUGAUAGCUGUGACCUGCCAUCUGUAAUCAGACUGUGGAGGAUCACAGAGAAAUGCGGACGAUGGAAGGGGAACUCGUAGUGAAAGCAUACAAAGACCUCAUCUACAUAUGUCCCUUCAGUGGGGCUGUGAAAGGAAAAGUAUUCAUCACCAACUACAAACUCUUCUUUAAGAGCACUGAUAUGGACCCUGCUGUUACCCUCAACGUUCCUCUGGGGGCCAUCAGUCGAGUAGAGAAAAUGGGCGGGGCCAGCAGUCGGGGAGAGAACUCCUACGGACUUGACAUCACCUGCAAGGACAUGAGGAAUCUACGUUUCGCCCUGAAACAAGAGGGCCACAGCAGGAGGGACAUCUUCGAGAUCCUAUUCCGAUAUGCCUUCCCACUCUCUCAUGGCCUGUCUCUGUUCGCAUUUCUGAGCCAGGAGAAGUUUGAAGAGAAUGGCUGGAGUCUGUACAGCCCCAUGCAGGAGUUCAGAAGGCAGGGCCUGCCCAAUGACAAGUGGAGGAUCACUUUCCUCAACCAGCAGUAUGAGCUGUGUGACACGUAUCCCACCAUUCUGAUGGUCCCAUACAAGGCAACUGAGGAGGACCUGCGGAAAGUGGCCACCUUCCGUUCCCGCUGUCGUAUCCCAGUGCUCUCGUGGAUCCACCCGGACAACCAGGCGGUGAUCACGCGCUGCAGCCAGCCCCUGGUGGGCAUGAGUGGCAAGCGCAACAAAGACGACGAGCGCUACCUUGACAUUAUCCGCGAGACCAACGGAACCACAAGCAAGCUGACCAUCUUCGACGCUCGGCCUAACGUCAACGCUGUGGCCAACAAGGCCACAGGUGGUGGUUAUGAGGGGGAGGAUGCCUACCAGAAUGCUGAGCUAGUGUUCCUGGACAUCCACAAUAUCCACGUUAUGAGGGAGUCACUGAAGAAGCUGAAGGACAUUGUUUACCCCAACGUAGAGGAGUCCCACUGGCUUUCUAGUCUGGAGUCUACACACUGGCUGGAGCACAUCAAGCUGGUGCUAUCAGGGGCGAUCCAGGUUGCAGAUAAGAUCUCCUCAGGGAAUUCGGUGGUGGUGCACUGCAGCGACGGCUGGGACCGCACGGCCCAGCUCACCUCUCUGGCCAUGCUGAUGCUGGACAGCUUCUACCGCACGCUGAGGGGCUUCCAGGUUCUGCUGGAGAAGGAGUGGGUCAGCUUCGGACACAAGUUCGCCUCUAGAAUUGGCCAUGGAGAUAAAAAUCACGCAGAUGCAGACAGGUCUCCCAUCUUUGUGCAGUUCAUUGACUGCGUCUGGCAGAUGACCAAACAGUUCCCCACAGCCUUCGAGUUCAAUGAGCACCUCCUAGUGACCGUGCUGGACCACCUCUACAGCUGUCGCUUCGGCACCUUCCUCUACAACUGCGAGAGCGUCCGCGACGCCAACGAGGUGAGGACAAAGACCAUAUCGCUAUGGUCCCUGAUCAAUAGUGACCAGCUGACCUACAUCAACCCCUUCUACGCUUCUGAGUCCAGUUGUGUACUCUACCCUGUGGCCAGCAUGCGCCAUCUAGAGUUGUGGGUGACUUACUACAUUCGGUGGAACCCUCGAAUUCGACAACAGCAGCAGAGCCCUGUGGAGCAACGGUACAAGGAGCUGCUAGCGCUGAGGGACCAGUACCUUAAGAAGCUGGAGGAGCUACAGCUGUCUGACUCCACCCCACACCUGCCCAACAGCACCACCCCCUCCCCCGCCUCCCCCACACAGCGGGUCACACAUCUGCACACACCCUUCUGAUCCAAGGCGCCCUGCUUGCACACUUAAUUGUACAUAAUGGUAGAUAAUGUAAUAAUAACAACAACAAUAAUAAGUAUAAUAAUAAUAUAAUAGUUAUAAUUAUGUGAGUUCUACUACUCAUAAUAAUAGUAAUACAGUGAUGAUGCAAUAAACCACAAUACAGCCUUCAUGCUUUAGACGGACUGUAGGGAGGACUUAAAGAUAUGUGCAUGUACAUGUACUUGAGUAAAAACGAGUCUUUCCUCCUGGACAUCUGGACAGGAAAAACUCAUCGCUCUACUUCCGCUUGUUGAAAUGUGCAUUUGUAGUCUCUGCAGUCAUUUUCUGGGGUCUAGCAGCCAGUCAAUUUGCAGAAAUUGCAGCGUUUCUUCCUGGAACCGGAGAGGGGGAAUUUAAAUAACUUCAAACAGCGUACGAUGAGUAUAGCUGACGUGGGCAGGAUGUGUAUUUAGUGUUACUUCCAGACAACAGUAUUUACUGUAGCCUCUGUAUGUAUUCCAAAAGUCCUGAAAUUUGAGCAGUGAUAUGUGGCACUUGCUGUGGUAAGAAUUCACUGAAUUGCCAGCUCCUCAAGUCCAAUUUCAGCUUGAUGUAGCUAACUGUGGAGUAAGAAAUAAGCAGUAUAUCACAGAUAUAAAUUCAUCAGAUAAAAGAGUUUAGAAUUGUUUGGAAUUGAUUCUACAACAGUUUCUGUCCUUGAAUUAUUAUUGCUUGGCACUCUCUUGGAAAUGGGUGCUGCAAUGUUACACAUAAGAAGGGCCUUCACAGUUUUUAUCCUUUAGAUGUCCAGGAGUUAGGCUUCAGCCAGAGGCCCUCAUCCCCUAGUCCUGGAGACUUAUUGAUCUGCAGUGUUUCAUAAUGUUACCAUAUAAAUAGCUAAUUUGUCUGAUGACUGAAUUCAGUGAGGUUGAAUAAAUUUCAGUUAUGUAUUAUUUGUAGUAUUAACAUUUUGUAACCAGUGAGAUUAAAGAUUUUGUAUUCAAAUGUCAAGUUACAAGAGUUUUUGACAGAAUUAUACCUGACACAUAUGUAUUUGCACUAUUAUGAAAGAAUGACGGGUUAACGGGGUAUAAAUGGACCACUGCAGUACCAGAACCAGGGAAAGGGGCCUCUGAUUGAGACUAGUUCUGUGCCUUCAAUAUCUGAGGUCUAUCUUCGGAUGGACGGUAUGUAUUGAGUUGUUUUCCAAGUGCAGCUUUAGUAGCAGAAAAGAUCUUUAGUAGCAGAAAAGUCUCCUAUUUCCCAUUUGCAGUUGAUUGAUUUUUAGAACUUCUCUGUUCGCUGGCUGAUUGAGAUACCUGCAGGCCCCAAGGACCACUAGCAUUAGAUUGUCUUGGGUACCGUUGGGUAACAUAACCUGGCCCCACUGCCCAGGGAAAGUAAAACUUCAGAUUUAACCCCUUUGGACAAAUAAUGAAUUCAAUACAGUGUCCUGAUGUAAAAUGAAAAGCAGAGACAUAGAGCUUAGACAACUGCCUAAUGUUGCCCUGGAAAGCUGAGCUUCAGCAUUUGAAGACCUUGGCCUCAAUGAGGAGACGAUGUUAAACAAUAGGGAGGAAAUAAUGCUUGAUUGUUGUUACAAGAGAAAGAAAAGCUAUUUUGUUUAUUUUUUACUUUGUAUACGUAGAGUAACUAUGUAAUUACCUCACAAAGAACUGUUUUAAUGGUCGUGUAAGAUGUAAUUUUAUUCAGUGUAAAGAUUGACAGUUUUAUAAAAAAAAGCAAAAGUGGCAAGAGAAAUCUUUUUUUUUUUGACAAAUGGUAGGCACAGUAGCAGUUUCCUGUUAUUAGCUUUUUUUUUCCAUUUUCUUUUUUUCCCCCUCAUACUGCCUUAUAUGGCAAAGGCAGAGGACUGUACUGUAUUGUGUUUCUAGAUACUGUAAGGAACAGAACCCCUCUGCCACCAUUUCCACAAUGCAUUGCUUGAACACGUAAUUUUCAACAAAAGGUGUUUUCUUUCUGUUCCUCCACAUUUUUGGCUUUAUGUACACUCAUUUAGCCCUCUUAUUUCAAAGGGAAAUAUUUUCUGCAUUGUCUCUACAGUUUGUUAGUUAGCCCUGGUUUUGUAAAUACUGCUAAUUAAAUUAAUUUGAAGGUUC
Molecule: messenger RNA, 3995 nt
Organism: Anguilla rostrata (American eel)
Lineage: Eukaryota; Metazoa; Chordata; Actinopteri; Anguilliformes; Anguillidae
Gene: mtm1
Product: myotubularin 1
Exons: 15
Coding region: 181-1896 (571 amino acids)
Biological process (GO): phosphatidylinositol dephosphorylation; mitochondrion distribution; negative regulation of autophagosome assembly
Cellular component (GO): cytoplasm; membrane
Molecular function (GO): phosphatidylinositol-3-phosphate phosphatase activity; phosphatidylinositol-3,5-bisphosphate 3-phosphatase activity
Source: RefSeq, a predicted model, not a curated record